Molecule: messenger RNA, 726 nt
Organism: Rotaria sp. Silwood2
Lineage: Eukaryota; Metazoa; Rotifera; Eurotatoria; Philodinida; Philodinidae
Source: the annotation of a GenBank genome assembly
AUGUUUUUAUUUUAUUUUAAGGCAUCAAAUGAAUUAAAAAUAAAUGCAUUGGGUAAUAUUCAAUGUGCUGAAUUUGGUAUUCCUAGUUGUUAUUAUGGUUCAAAUGAUUCAAUUCAUAUUGGUAAAAAUCUUGUACCUUUUCUGAGUACUUAUAUGCCUCAAUUACAAACAUUGUAUCUUUGGCGACCAGAUGAUUUUGCUUGGACAGCUAGUAAGUUGAUUUUAGAUAAAAAUCUAUUCAAUUCAGUUUAUAGCUUAUACUUUUCUCUUUUUCUAUUUCUAAAUCUGAAUUGAGAGUUUAAUGAAUGAAACUGGUAUUUCUGUAAGAUCAAGCAAGCUUGAUAAUCGAAAAAACCGUUGUCGUUUAUUUCUUUGAAUUUUUUAUUUAACAUUAUUGAAUUUCACUAACAAGGAAACAUUGCGAGGUGCUAAAAAGUUUUGAGCCCAAAUUUUGUCCAUAAUUACAGGAUAUAUGGACUAGAAAAGCCUAAGUGCAUAUGGGCGCAAGUUGUGACUUGGCCAAGGUGCCGAGUUUUUACUAGAAUUUAUCUAUGGGACUCCAUUUUUCCCAUAAAAUGAAAGUUUCGAAUAUUGAUGUGAAGCUUUGCCUAUAUCAAAGUCUCAACUAGAAUAACUUAUCAAUAAAGUUUCAGAAUUUUUGAUCGAAGUAUUAUCGAGAUAUGUUUUUUAAAUUCCAUCCGUACUACAAAAUCCGCAGGCCAGUAU